Messenger RNA from Musca domestica (house fly), 1677 nucleotides. Its product is annotated as activating signal cointegrator 1. The transcript has 4 exons. NCBI's taxonomy places the organism in Eukaryota, Metazoa, Arthropoda, Insecta, Diptera, Muscidae. The coding region runs from base 74 to 1663 and encodes 529 amino acids. Gene Ontology annotation, biological process: positive regulation of DNA-templated transcription. Gene Ontology annotation, molecular function: transcription coactivator activity; zinc ion binding. Gene Ontology annotation, cellular component: nucleus. The record is from RefSeq and is a predicted model, not a curated record.
CCACAUAGUUCGUUUAUUCAUUUGUGACCUACUCCAUUUCAGAUUAAAUUUUAAUUUCUUUUCUUUCCGUGACAUGGAAAAAUGGCUAAGAGAUCGUCUAUCCAAUUGCCUGGACUUCCAGGUACCGGAUGAUAUGAUAAAAUAUAUUCUAUCCAUGAAAAAUUCUAAUGAAUUCGAUGAGUACUUUGAAUCUUUGUUGAACAAGGAUUGUGAGGACCAUCGUCUAUUCCUAACGGACUGUAAGCAACGUCUAUUCAGUAAGGCUUUGGCCAACAAGAAACAACAAAAUCAGCCGCCUCAAACGAAGAAAUCCCAAAGUCAUGGUUCAUCAGAGAUAAAGCAAAAUAAGUCAUCAUCGCCAACGAACAGUAAGCAUGAAGGUGCAGGCAAUGGGCAACAACAGGCACAAGGUGCCAAAAGAAAAACCAAAUAUGUUAGCCUUUAUACAAAUGAUGGCAAGGUUAUUGGUGACACGAUUAUGUUGAAGGGUCGCCGCUUGUGUAAUUGUCAAGCUUCGCAGCAUAAGCUGAUAAAUAACUGCCUCACAUGUGGACGCAUAGUGUGCGAACAGGAAGGCAGUGGCCCAUGUCUGUUUUGUGGUGAAAUAGUUUGCACAAAUGAAGAACAACACAUCCUAAAAUCGGCAGGUAAAAAAGGAGAGAACCUUAUGAAAUCUCUCAAAGAGAAGGGUGGGGGUGAGUCAUUGAAAAAAGCUCUGGAACAACGUGACCGUCUUUUGGAAUACGACCGCAACAGUGAGAAGCGUACCACCGUCAUUGAUGAUGAAUUGGAUUACUUUGAAGAGAACUCCGUUUGGCUGUCGGAUGAACAGCGCAAAAAGUUUGAACAGUUAAAACAAGAAAUGCACGAUCGCAAACAUGCAAGUCGUAUUAAUCGGAAAAUCAAAAUUGAUUUUGCUGGUCGCGCCGUGGAUGAUGAUGUGACCAUAACGGCCGAAUAUGAGAAGGCAGUGCUGAAAGAAGUUGCAGCUGUUAAUGCAAAAACGGACAACACCAACAAUUGGUCAAAUCGCAAACAUUCACAAAAAGCCAAUGAUGAUGGUGGUGAUGUUGAUCCAAAUUUAGAUGGUUUACGUCCCAUGUAUCGACCGUCGGCCGAAGAAAGGGCCCGCAGCAAAGGUCAAACCAUGAAUGAUGGUUUGGAGCGAAUUUACAAUCGUGUUCAGGACAAAGAAUUACUUGAGAUGCAAGAUCUGCGCCAGUGCCUGUCUAUGCAUCAGCCAUGGGCUUCACUGCUGGUGGCGGGUAUUAAGAAGCAUGAGGGCCGUGUUUGGUAUAGCGAGCAUCGGGGUCGUUUGUGGAUUGCAUCAACGGCAAAGGAACCAAGACCAGAAGAAAUUAAAGAGCUUGAGAAUUUCUAUCGAGUUUUCUAUAAUGAUCCUACUAUAAAAUUCCCUGAACACUAUCCAACCGGAUGUCUUUUGGGUUGUGUUAAAAUUGAUGAAUGCCUUCCCCAGGAGGAGUAUCAAGAACUAUAUCCUGGCGGUGAAUCCGAUUCACCAUACGUCUUUAUUUGUUCCAAUCCCGAACAGUUACCAGUUGUAUUUCCCAUCAAAGGCCAACAUAAGAUAUAUCAAAUCGAUCCUAAAAUUCACAAUGCCGCGUGUAAAACUCUGUUGCGCAUGAAAGCUUCAAAGGGAUAAGAAAUACAUUUUAA